This is a messenger RNA of Salvia splendens (bonfire salvia), 2213 nucleotides long. Its product is annotated as cytochrome P450 CYP749A22. The transcript has 5 exons. Gene Ontology annotation, molecular function: iron ion binding; heme binding; monooxygenase activity. The record is from RefSeq and is a predicted model, not a curated record. The coding region runs from base 488 to 2023 and encodes 511 amino acids. Lineage: Eukaryota; Viridiplantae; Streptophyta; Magnoliopsida; Lamiales; Lamiaceae.
UCUCUAACUUAUAUCAUCAUCUUCUAAAAAUUAUUUUUGCAAUUGUGUAUAUAUCUAGAUUCUGUUAAUCAUCUUCUAAUAAUUUCUUUCAUGAUUAUGAAUAAGCCUAUAUCAAGCCAUAAAGCUUACGUUAAAUCUUGGUUUGUCGAGCCCCGAUAAAACCAAGACUCGCUCGACAAAACCAAGACUCCGAGACUCCUAAUAUAAUUCUCGAGCAAAUGAUGGAUUAUUGUUGAUUAUGCGAAUCGAUAUUGUGUCCAACUCCGAGACUCCUAAUAUAAUUCUCGAGUUAUUGUUGAUAUGAUACGGGAGGUCCAUUGAAAGAGAUAAAUGAAAUAAAGAAGAUUAUAUUAGUGGACGCAUUUAUUACAAAGUGUGAAAAAUGUGUUAUUCUCUCGUCAAUGUGGCUAGGCCAACGUGUAGAAGCCUCUCAAAUACUCCCUCCUACACAUAGUAAUCAACACCAAACUCUUGUUUAAUUUAAGACAUGAUACCCCUUUUAGCUAUGGCUGUAUCCCUUUUUGUGUUGAUUACAAUUCCUUCAAUCAUCUUGUACAAAUUAUGUUGGAUUCCUCUUCAUCUUCAAAGUUUGAUGGAGUCUCGAGGAAUCAGAGGCCCUCCUUACAGAUUCCUCCAUGGAAACACCAAAGAGAUCAUCAAGAUGAAGCAGCAAACAAAAGAUGCAGCUACUAUGGACAUAUCUCAUGAUAUAUUUCCAAUAAUUCAGCCUCACUUGUAUUCUUGGAUUAAAUUAUAUGGAAAUAAUUUUCUUCACUGGAUUGGUACUGAACCUGAAAUUGUUGUUACUGAGCCAGAGUUGAUCAAAGAAAUCCUCAGCAACAAAGAAGGUACAUAUCCAAAAACCGUAGGAAAAGGCUACUUCAAGAAAUUGUUAGGAGAUGGACUUCUUGUGACAGAAGGUGAAAAAUGGUCUAAGCUUAGGAAAUUGUCUAAUCAUUCUUUCCAUGGAGACUGCCUCAAGGAGAUGGUACCUGCCAUGAUUGCUUGUGUCGAAACCAUGCUUGAGAAAUGGAGGAGUUACCAUGGCAAAGAAAUCGAGGUGUGCGGCGAAUUCAGGCUUCUUAGCUCAGAUGUGAUUUCUAGAACAGCUUUUGGAAGUAGCUAUUUGGAAGGGAGGAAGAUAUUUGAUAUGUUGUCCAAUCUUGGUGUCUUGAUUUCCAGAAAUGUGUUCAAGAUCAGACUUUUUGGCAUUGGAAGAUUUAUAAGGACACGGGAUGACAUCGAAGCAGACAAAACCGAGCAGUUGCUCCAUGAUUCUAUCAUGGAAAUAGUAAAGAAAAGACAGUUUGAAGUUCAAAGUGGCAAGGCAGACAGUUUCGGUAGUGAUUUUCUAGGAUCGCUCCUAAAAGGUCACCACGACACAGAUCCGAAGAGCCAGAUAUCAGCAGCUGAGAUCAUCGACGAAUGUAAAACCUUCUAUUUUACUGGACAAGAUACAACUUUCAGUUUACUAUCAUGGACCACAUUUCUCCUUGCAAUCCACACAGACUGGCAAGAGAGAGCCAGGGAAGAGGUGUUACAGCUCUUCGGUCAACAAAAUCCCAACUCAGAUGGCCUUUCCAGAUUAAAAACUGUUAACAUGAUAUUGUAUGAAACACUGAGGUUAUACACCCCUGUCACUAGUAUUAUAAGGAGAACUGGCAGCAGAGUGAAGUUGGGAAAAUACGAGUUUCCUGCAAAUAUGAAAGUUUCUAUUCCGCCUCUAGCUAUCCACCGGAAUCCUGACAUAUGGGGUCAAGACGCUCACUUUUUCAAACCGGAAAGAUUUUCUGAAGGGAUGACUAAGACGACGAAUGGCAACCCCACAGCCUUCCUAGGAUUUGGGUAUGGACCGCGAACUUGUGUGGGCCUCAAUUUGGCGAUCAGUGAGGCAAAGAUAGCGCUCUCGAUGAUCCUCCAACGCUACAAGUUCACACUCUCACUGGAGUAUGUUCACUCACCUUUGAUAGUCCUCAGUGCAAACCCGCAGCACGGAGUUGGGAUCUUGCUUCAGCCGCUUUAAACAAGAUUGAGUGUUACCAUCACCCUAUAAUUAUAUACUUUUGUAUGAAAAUGUGUUGUUUUGUUUGAUUUACAGACUUAGUAACUGAAUUUAGAAGAUCUUGUACUCCUUAUGAUGUAAUAAUAACUAUUUAAAUAAUUUCAUAAUAAAGACAACAUGUGAAAUACAAAAUAGCAGACAUUAGCAUCUA